Mizuhopecten yessoensis (Yesso scallop) is the source of this 2126-nucleotide messenger RNA. RefSeq names its product MAP kinase phosphatase with leucine-rich repeats protein 2-like. Gene Ontology annotation, biological process: protein dephosphorylation. The transcript has 2 exons. The record is from RefSeq and is a predicted model, not a curated record. Gene Ontology annotation, molecular function: protein tyrosine/serine/threonine phosphatase activity. Lineage: Eukaryota; Metazoa; Mollusca; Bivalvia; Pectinida; Pectinidae. Gene Ontology annotation, cellular component: cytoplasm. The coding region runs from base 295 to 1605 and encodes 436 amino acids.
GAAUCAGUGUCAGAGAUAGUUCUAACGGACGACAGGCGACAGUCAUCACAGUCUACCCGGAUCACGACCUCACCCAACGCCCAGCACACACCUGCAGGUUACUGGUCAAAACACAGUGUACCUAUUGAAGUGUACAAGGAAGUCGCUGAUGUCGUCACUUAUUGUGCGUUUUAUUGCUUUUGCGACAGAUGCUGAUUCGAAAAGGGCCGGUUAUGUUGCAGCGCCAUCUGGUGACAGUUUGGUAUGACAUUAUAGACUGCUUGAUGGUAGCAUUUCGAUGUGGGAUGUAAUAGAAUGUCUACUGAGACGCAUCGCUAUAACGACCAUGUAGUACGUCCAAUCAAAGCACUUCUUCCAGCAACUCCUUCGACCAAUCUUGUCGCAGCUGGCACAUCUUCCUCUCCUAGUAGUUCACUGAUUUCUCGGAAGUUACAACCAAAAAUACAAAAGUCUGCUUCACUCAAAGACCUCUUCUUUAAAAAGAACUCAACAGAGGCCAAGCCCGCUACAUCCCCUGCACAGCCUAGAACUAAGAUUGCAGACCUUGUUCAGAGACAUCUCAUUCCGCUUAAUAUCAUCAGCUCUUUCAAAGCCAACAGGAGAAACCUAAACGGAAGUACGUCGUGCCAAAAGCUAGUCGCUAAAGAGGGUAGUGAAUCUAUAACUGAGAAGGAGAACUUCACUGAAGUGCAAUAUUUGUCCAUACCUGACAACACAACAGAUACAUCCAUUCCACAGACGAAUAUAUUUAACAAAACUGACAUAUUAUUUACAACUUCUUUUACCCAUUCGGUGGACAAGUCGAUCGACUGUCAGUCCUGUGGUACUGAAGCAAACAAGGCAGCCAAACCACGUCUAACGCGGAGUAAGAGUAGGAGUGCCCAGAGCCUACAUAGAAUUCCACAAUUGGGCGCGGUAAAACAAACCCUCACACGAAGCUAUUCGGACGUUCCGCCCAACUCUAAGCUUGCUCUGGUUCAUAGCAGUAGUAGCAGUCUGUCGGAGCACCUGCAGUCCAGGAUGUACCGGAACGAUUUCGUAUCGCAGCUUCUGGACCAUUUGUUUAUAGGGAGUGUGGAGGCGGCCUAUAAUGAACCGUUACUUUGUCGGCUUAAAAUUGACUGUGUACUCGACAUUAGUAACUGCGCAGCUGCAGAUGUGCCCUCCUCAAAGAAGCUUCAUUGCCCCUGUAUAUGCCCCAAGGAGAACCAGCAUUUCCGAUCUCGGCUUAUCAUUCAGGUAGAGGACAGAGACACGGAGGAUAUUGAGGCCUAUUUCCCCGAGAUCAACAAGUUUAUCGUUGCUGCUAGACAUCGCGGGAAGCGCGUGCUUGUGUUCAGCUACCAUGGUAAGUCCCGUGCAGCCGCCGCCGCGAUCCAGUACAUGAUGAGCCAGGAGAACCUUCUCCUGCGGCAGGCCUUCAACUUGGUUAAGAACCAGCGGCCGUGUGUUGACAUUAUCCCGGCCUUCAUGGCCAAGCUGGAGGCUCUGGAGAGGAAGCUCUUUCCGGACGCCAAGCCGUCCAUCUCAUUUGGCAAUGAGUAUCUGAAUAUCGCCGACCCACAGGCUAUCCGUUGUGCCUGGGUGGACUGUGCUGAUAUUUGAAUGUAUAAUGACGCUCAACCCGGAUAUAUCGUACUUAUAUACAGCACCACAUUAGAUCUGUGAACAUCGGGUUUUCAGCAGAUUAAGUCACUUACAAAAGCUAGCAAAAUGUGAAGUUUUUGAUGUGUUUUUUAUUAUCCGGCCACCAUGUUAGACUUCAUUGCACUAGAUUUGAAUGUUAGACCAUUUUUAUCAUCUGAGACAAUUUAUCCUUGAUACUAUGAAUGUUGACUUUCAUUCAAUGUGUGUUGUGAUUAUGUUGAACGUGUAGAUCCGUUAAAUGAUGUAUAUCUGGAUUUACGUAUGAUAUACUUCACAGAUGUCGACCAGUGCCAUUAGAAGCUUGCCUGAAUCACCUGCCGAAAUUUAACGACAUCGUCUAUUUCGACAACUCUCAAUGUUAUCCGAUCCUUCAUGAAGAUUAUAUAGUUGACUAUUGUACUUCUUUGUGUUGUAUAGUUAUUUGGAACACUCAUAAUGAAAACUUCAGCAAACAUGUACUGACUAUCAGAGUUGUCGUU